This is a messenger RNA of Scylla paramamosain (green mud crab), 22176 nucleotides long. RefSeq lists its product as uncharacterized. The transcript is spliced from 5 exons. Lineage: Eukaryota; Metazoa; Arthropoda; Malacostraca; Decapoda; Portunidae. The record is from RefSeq and is a predicted model, not a curated record. Bases 1 to 22176 code for a protein of 7391 amino acids.
AUGGCGCAGAACUAUAAUGAUGUGGAUGAUGAUGAAAUGCUUAACACAUCGAUGGGUUCCUCCAAGCGAAAGAGAGGAACUUAUGCGGGCGGUGGGAGUUGUGAGCGACAGGGAUGCGAGAUCAGAGACACCCAGGUACCGCUGCUGCAACCACAUGAUGGCAAAUCGAAGACCAGAAAAGGCACUAACACUAAUCCUUCCACCACAACUCAACAUAGUACUACAACCAAUCCUUCCACAACUCCUUCUGGUACUACAAUCAAUCCUUCCACCACAACGCAGUCUAGUACAUCAACCAUUCCUUCCACAACAACUCUCUCCAGUACAACAACCAAUCCUUCCACAACAAUUCUUUCCACUACGACAACUAAUCCUUCCACCACAACGCUUUCUAGUACUACAACCAAUCCUUCCACCACAACUCCACCUAGUACUACAACCAAUCUUUCCACCACAACUCCACCAAGUACAACAAUCAAUCCUCCCGAUACAACUCCCUCGAUUAGUACAACCAACCCUUCAACUUCAACUCCAUAUAGCACUACAACUAAUCCUUCCACCACAACUCCACCUAGUACUACAACCAAUCCUUCCACAACUCCUUCUGGUACUACAGUCAAUCCUUCCACCACAACGCAAUCUAGUACGUCAACCAUUCCUUCCACCACAACUCCCUCUAGUACGACAACAAAUCCUUCCACAACAAUUCUUUCCACUACGACAACCAAUCCUUCCACAACAACGCCUUCUAGUACUACAACCAAUCCUUCCACCACAACUCCACCUAGUACUACAACCAAUCCUUCCACAACUCCUUCCGGUACUACAAUCAAUCCUUCUACCACAACGCAAUCUAGUACAUCAACCAUUCCUUCCACCACAACUCCCUCUAGUACAACAACCAAUCCUUCCAAAACAAUUCUUUCCACUACGACAACUAAUCCUUCCACCACAACGCUUUCUAGUACUACAACCCAUCCUUCCACCACAACUCCACCUAGUACUACAACCAAUCUUUCCACCAGAACUCCACCAAGUACAACAAUCAAUCCUCCCACUACAACUCCCUCGAUUAGUACAACCAACCCUUCAACUUCAACUCCAUAUAGCACUACAACUAAUCCUUCCACCACAACUCCACUUAGUACUACAACCAAUCUUUCCACAACUCCUUCCACAACAACGCAAUCUAGUACAUCAACCAUUCCUUCCACCACAACUCCCUCCAGUACAACAACAAAUCCUUCCACAACAAUUCUUUCCACUACGACAACCAAUCCUUCCACCAAAACGCUUUCUAGUACUACAACCAAUCCUUCCACCACAACUCCAUCUAGUACUACAACCAAUCUUUCCACCACAACUCCACCAAGUACAACAAUCAAUCCUCCCACUACAACUCCCUCGAUUAGUACAACCAACCCAUCAACUUCAACUCCAUAUAGCACUACAACUAAUCCUUCCACCACAACUCCACCUAGUACUACAACCAAUCCUUCCACAACUCCUUCUGGUACUACAAUCAAUCCUUCCACCACACCGCAAUCUAGUACAUCAACCAUUCCUUCCACCACAACUCCCUCUAGUACAACAACCAAUUCUUCCACAACAAUUCUUUCCACUACGACAACUAAUCCUUCCACCACAACGCUUUCUAGUACUACAACCAAUCCUUCCACCACAACUCCACCUAGUACUACAACCAAUCUUUACACCACAACUCCACCAAGUACAACAAUCAAUCCUCCCACUACAACUCCCUCGAUUAGUACGACCAACCCUUCAACUUACACUCCAUAUAGCACUACAACUAAUCCUUCCACCACAACUUCACCUAGUACUUCAACCAAUCCAUCCACAACUCCUUCUGUUACUACAAUCAAUCCUUCCACCACAACGCAAUCUACUACAUCAACCAUUCCUUCCACCAUAACUCCCUCCAGUACAACAACCAAUCCUUCCACAACAAUUCUUUCCACUACGACAACUAAUCCUUCCAACACAACGCUUUCUAGUACUACAACCAAUCCUUCCACCACAACUCCACCUAGUACUACAACCAAUCUUUCCACCACAACUCCACCAAGUACAACAAUCAAUCCUCCCACUACAACUCCCUCGAUUAGUACAACCAACCCUUCAACUUCAACUCCAUAUAGCACUACAACUAAUCCUUCCACCACAACUCCACCUAGUACUACAACCAAUCCUUCCACAACUCCUUCCACCACAACGCAAUCUAGUACAUCAACCAUUCCUUCCACCACAACUCCCUCCAGUACAACAACCAAUCCUUCCACAACAAUUCUUUCCACUACGACAACCAAUCCUUCCACCACAACGCUUUCUAGUACUACAACCAAUCCUUCCACCACAACUCCAUCUAGUACUACAACCAAUCUUUCCACCACAACUCCACCAAGCACAACAAUCAAUCCUCCCACUACAACUCCCUCAAUUAGUACAACUAACCCUUCAACUUCAACUCCAUAUAGCACUACAACUAAUCCUUCCACCACAACUCCACCUAGUACUACAACCAAUCCUUCCACAACUCCUUCCGGUACUACAAUCAAUCCUUCCACCACAACGCAAUCUAGUACAUCAACCAUUCCUUCCACCACAAUUCCUCCUAGUACAACAAUCUAUCCUUCCACAACAAUUCUUUCCACUACGACAACUAAUCCUUCCACCACAACACUUUCUAGUACUACAACCAAUCCUUCCACCAGAACUCCACCUAGUACUACAACCAAUCUUCCCACCACAAAUCCAGCAAGUACAACAAUCAAUCCUACCACUACAACUCCCUCAAUUAGUACAACCAACCCUUCAACUUCAACUCCAUAUAGCACUACAACUAAUCCUUCCACCACAACUCCACUUAGUACUACAACCAAUCUUUCCACAACUCCUUCCACCACAACGCAAUUUAGUACAUCAACCAUUCCUUCCACCACAACACUCUCCAGUACAACAACCAAUCCUUCCACAACAAUUCUUUCCACUACGACAACCAAUCCUUCCACCACAAAGCUUUCUAGUACUACAACCAAUCCUUCCACCACAACUCCAUCUAGUACUACGACCAAUCUUUCCACCACAACUCCACCAAGUACAACAAUCAAUCCUCCCACGACAACUCCCUCGAUUAGUACAACCAACCCUUCAACUUCAACUCCAUAUAGCACUACAGCUAAUCAUUCCACCACAACUCCACCUAGUACUACAACCAAUCCUUCUACAACUCCUUCCACCACAACGCAAUCUAGUACAUCAAUCAUUCCUUCCACCACAACUCCCUCCAGUACAACAACCAAUCCUUCCACAACAAUUCUUUCGACUACGACAACCAAUCCUUCCGCCACAACGCUUUCUAGUAUUACAACCAAUCCUUCCACCACAACUCCAUCUAGUACUACAAUCAAUCUUUCCACCACAACUCCACCAAGUACAACAAUCAAUCCUCCGACUACAACUCCCUCGAUUAGUACAACCAACCCUUCAACUUCAACUCCAUAUAGCACUACAGCCAAUCCUUCCACCACAACUCCACCUAGUACUACAACAAAUCCUUCCACAACUCCUUCUGGUACUACAAUCAAUCCUUCCACAACAACGCAAUCUAGUACAUCAACCAUUCCUUCCACCACAACUCCAUCUAUUACAACAACCAAUCCUUCCACAACAAUUCUUUCCACUACAACAACUAAUCCUUCCACCACAACGCUUUCUAGUACUACAACCAAUCCUUCCACCACAACUCCACCUAGUACUACAACCAAUCUUUCCACCACAACUCCACCAAGUACAACAAUCAAUCCUCCCACUACAACUCCCUCGAUUAGUACAAACAACCUUUCAACUUCAACUCCAUAUAGCACUACAACUAAUCCUUCCACCACAACUUCACCUAGUACUACAACCAAUCCUUCCACAACUCCUUCUGGUACUACAAUCAAUCCUUCCACCACAACGCAAUCUAGUACAUCAAACAUUCCAUCCACCACAACUCCCUCCAGUACAACAACCAAUCCUUCCACAACAAUUCUUUCCACUACGACAACUAAUCCUUCCACCACAACGCUUUCUAGUACUACAACCAAUCCUUCCACCACAACUCCAUCUAGUACUACAACCAAUCUUUCCACCACAACUCCACCAAGCACAACAAUCAAUCCUCCCACUACAACUCCCUCAGUUAGUACAACCAACCCUUCAACUUCAACUCCAUAUACCACUAUAACUAAUCCUUCCACCACAACUCCACCUAAUACUAAAACCAAUCCUUCCACAACUCCUUCUGGUACUACAAUCAAUCCUUCCACCACAACGAAAUCUAGUACAUCAACCAUUCCUUCCACCAUAACUCCCUCUAGUACAACAACCAAUCCUCCCACAACAAUUUUUUCCACUACGACAACUAAUCCUUCCACCACAACGCUUUCUAGUACUACAACCAAUCCUUCCACCACAACUCCACCUAGUACUACAACCAAUCUUUCAACCACAACUCCACCAAGUACAACAAUCAAUCCUCCCACUACAACUCCCUCGAUUAGUACAACCAACCCUUCAACUUCAACUCCAUAUAGCACUACAACUAAUUCUUCCACCACAACUCCACCUAGUACUACAACCAAUCCUUCCACAACUCCUUCUAUUACUACAAUCAAUCCUUCCACCACAACGCAAUCUAGUACGUCAACCAUUCCUUCCACCACAACUCCCUCUAGUACAACAACCAAUCUUUCCACAACAAUUCUUUCCACUACGACUACCAAUCCUUCCACAACAACGCCUUCUAGAACUACAACCAAUCCUUCCACCAUAACUCCACCUAUUACUACAACCAAUCCUUCCACAACUCCUUCCGGUACUACAAUGAAUCCUUCUACCACAACGCAAUCUAGUACAUCAACCAUUCCUUCCACCACAACUCCCUCUAGUACAACAACCAAUCGUUCCACAACAAUUCUUUCCACUACGACAACGAAUCCUUCCACCACAACGCUUUCUAGUACUACAACCAAUCCUUCCACCACAACUCCACCUAGUACUACAACCAAUCUUUCCACCACAACUUCACCAAGUACAACAAUCAAUCCUCCAAUUACAACUCCAUCAAUUAGUACGACCAACCCUUCAACUUCAACUCCAUAUAGCACUACAACUAAUCCUUCCACCACAACUUCACCUAGUACUACAACCAAUCCUUCCACAACUCCUUCUGGUACUACAAUCAAUCCUUCCACCACAACGCAAUCUAAUACAUCAACCAUUCCUUCCACCACAACUCCCUCCAGUACAACAACCAAUCCUUCCACAACAAUUCUUUCCACUACGACAACAAAUCCUUCCACCACAACGCUUUCUAGUACUACAACCAAUCCUUCCACCACAACUCCAUCUAGUACUACAACCAAUCUUUCCACCACAACUCCACCAACUACAACAGUCAAUCCUCCCACAACAACUCCCUCAAUUAGUACGACCAACCCUUCAACUUCAACUCCAUAUAGCACUACAACUAAUCCUUCCACCACAACUCCACCUAGUACUACAACCAAUCCUUCCACAACUCCUUCCGGUACUACAAUCAAUCCUUCCACCACAACGCAAUCUAGUACAUCAACCAUUCCUUCCACCACAAUUCCCCCUAGUACAACAAUCUAUCCUUCCACAACAAUUCUUUCCACUACGACAACUAAUCCUUCCACCACAACACUUUCUAGUACUACAACCAAUCCUUCCACCACAACUCCACCUAAUACUACAACCAAUCUUCCCACCACAAAUCCACCAAGUACAACAAUCAAUCCUACCACUACAACUCCCUCAAUUAGUACAACCAACCCUUCAACUUCAACUCCAUAUAGCACUACAACUAAUCCUUCCACCACAACUCCACUUAGUACUACAACCAAUCUUUCCACAACUCCUUCCACCACAACGCAAUUUAAUACAUCAACCAUUCCUUCCACCACAACACUCUCCAGUACAACAACCAAUCCUUCCACAACAAUUCUUUCCACUACGAGAACCAAUCCUUCCACCACAACGCUUUCUAGUACUACAACCAAUCCUUCCACCACAACUCCAUCUAGUACUACGACCAAUCUUUCCACCACAACUCCACCAAGUACAACAAUCAAUCCUCCCACGACAACUCCAUCGAUUAGUACAACCAACCCUUCAACUUCAACUCCAUAUAGCACUACAGCUAAUCCUUCCACCACAACUCCACCUAGUACUACAACCAAUCCUUCCACAACUCCUUCCACCACAACGCAAUCUAGUACAUCAACCAUUCCUUCCACCACAACUCCCUCCAGUACAACAACCAAUCCUUCCACAACAAUUAUUUCCACUACGACAACCAAUCCUUCCAGCACAACGCUUUCUAGUACUACAACCAAUCCUUCCACCACAACUCCAUCUAGUACUACGACCAAUUUUUCCACCACAACUCCACCAAGCACAACAAUCAAUCCUCCUACGACAACUCCCUCGAUUAGUACAACCAACCCUUCAACUUCAACUCCAUAUAGCACUACAGCUAAUCCUUCCACCACAACUCCACCUAGUACUACAACCAAUCCUUCCACAACUCCUUCCACCACAACGCAAUCUAGUACAUCAACCAUUCCUUCCACCACAACUCCCUCCAGUACAACAACCAAUCCUUCCACAACAAUUCUUUCCACUACGACAAUCAAUCCUUCCACCACAACGCUUUCUAGUACUACAACCAAUUCUUCCACCACAACUCCAUCUAGUACUACAAUCAAUCUUUCCACCACAACUCCACCAAGUACAACAAUCAAUCCUCCCACUACAACUCCCUCGAUUAGUACAACCAACCCUUCAACUUCAACUCCAUAUAGCACUACAGCCAAUCCUUCCACCACAACUCCACCUAGUACUACAACAAAUCCUUCCACAACUCCUUCUGGUACUACAAUCAAUCCUUCCACAACAACGCAAUCUAGUACAUCAACCAUUCCUUCCACCACAACUCCCUCUAUUACAACAACCAAUCCUUCCACAACAAUUCUUUCCACUACAACAACUAAUCCUUCCACCACAACGCUUUCUAGUACUACAACCAAUCCUUCCACCACAACUCCACCUAGUACUACAACCAAUCUUUCCACCACAACUCCACCAAGUACAACAAUCAAUCCUCCCACUACAACUCCCUCGAUUAGUACAACCAACCCUUCAACUUCAACUCCAUAUAGCACUACAACUAAUUCUUCCACCACAACUCCACCUAGUACUACAACCAAUCCUUCCACAACUCCUUCUAUUACUACAAUCAAUCUUUCCACCACAACGCAAUCUAGUACGUCAACCAUUCCUUCCACCACAACUCCCUCUAGUACAACAACCAAUCUUUCCACAACAAUUCUUUUCACUACGACUACCAAUCCUUCCACAACAACGCCUUCUAGAACUACAACCAAUCCUUCCACCACAACUCCACCUAGUACUACAACCAAUCCUUCCACAACUCCUUCCGGUACUACAAUGAAUCCUUCUACCACAACGCAAUCUAGUACAUCAACCAUUCCUUCCACCACAACUCCCUAUAGUACAACAACCAAUCGUUCCACAACAAUUCUUUCCACUACGACAACUAAUCCUUCCACCACAACGCUUUCUAGUACUACAACCAAUCCUUCCACCACAACUCCACCUAGUACUACAACCAAUCUUUCCACCACAACUUCACCAAGUACAACAAUCAAUCCUCCAAUUACAACUCCAUCAAUUAGUACGACCAACCCUUCAACUUCAACUCCAUAUAGCACUACAACUAAUCCUUCCACCACAACUUCACCUAGUACUACAGCCAAUCCUUCCACAACUCCUUCUGGUACUACAAUCAAUCCUUCCACCACAACGCAAUCUAGUACAUCAACCAUUCCUUCCACCACAACUCCCUCCAGUACAACAACCAAUCCUUCCACAACAAUUCUUUCCACUACGACAACCAAUCCUUCCACCACAACGCUUUCUAGUACUACAACCAAUCCUUCCACCACAACUCCAUCUAGUACUACAACCAAUCUUUCCACCACAACUAGACCAAGCACAACAAUCAAUCCUCCCACAACAACUCCCUCAAUUAGUACGACCAACCCUUCAACUUCAACUCCAUAUAGCACUACAACUAAUCCUUCCACCACAACUCCACCUAGUACUACAGCCAAUCCUUCCACAACUCCUUCCGGUACUACAAUCAAUCCUUCCACCACAACGCAAUCUAGUACAUCAACCAUUCCUUCCACCACAAUUCCCCCUAGUACAACAAUCUAUCCUUCCACAACAAUUCUUUCUAUUACGACAACUAAUCCUUCCACCACAACACUUUCUAGUACUACAACCAAUCCUUCCACCACAACUCCACCUAAUACUACAACCAAUCUUCCCACCACAAAUCCACCAAGUACAAAAAUCAAUCCUACCACUACAACUCCCUCAAUUAGUACAACCAACCCUUCAACUUCAACUCCAUAUAGCACUACAACUAAUCCUUCCACCACAACUCCACUUAGUACUACAACCAAUCUUUCCACAACUCCUUCCACCACAACGCAAUUUAGUACAUCAACUAUUUCUUCCACCACAACACUCUCCAGUACAACAACCAAUCCUUCCACAACAAUUCUUUCCACUACGAGAACCAAUCCUUCCACCACAACGCUUUCUAGUACUACAACCAAUCCUUCCACCACAACUCCAUCUAGUACUACGACCAAUCUUUCCACCACAACUCCACCAAGUACAACAAUCAAUCCUCCCACGACAACUCCCUCGAUUAGUACAACCAACCCUUCAACUUCAACUCCAUAUAGCACUACAGCUAAUCCUUCCACCACAACUCCACCUAAUACUACAACCAAUCCUUCCACAACUCCUUCCACCACAACGCAAUCUAGUACAUCAACCAUUCCUUCCACCACAACUCCCUCCAGUACAACAACCAAUCCUUCCACAACAAUUCUUUCCACUACGACAACCAAUCCUUCCACCACAACGCUUUCAAGUACUACAGCCAAUCCUUCCACCACAACUCCAUCUAGUACUACAACCAAUCUUUCCACCACAACUCCACCAAGUACAACAAUCAAUCCUCCCACUACAACUCCCUCGAUUAGUACAACCAACCCUUCAACUUCAACUCCAUAUAGCACUACAGCUAAUCCUUCCACCACAACUCCACCUAGUACUACAAGCAAUCCUUCCACAACUCCUUCUGGUACUACAAUCAAUCCUUCCACCACAACGCAAUCUAGUACAUCAACCAUUCCUUCCACCACAACUCCCUCUAUUACAACAACCAAUCCUUCCACAACAAUUCUUUCCACUACAACAACCAAUCCUUCCACCACAACGCUUUCUAGUACAACAACCAAUCCUUCCACCACAACUCCAUCUAGUACUACGACCAAUCUUUCCACCACAACUCCACCAAGUACAACAAUCAAUCCUACCACGAUAACUCCCUCGAUUAGUACAACCAACCCUUCAACUUCAACUCCAUAUAGCACUACAGCUAAUCCUUCCACCACAACUCCACCUAAUACUACAACUAAUCCUUCCACAACUCCUUCCACCAUAACGCAAUCUAGUACAUCAACCAUUCCUUCCACCACAACUCCCUCCAGCACAACAACCAAUCCUUCCACAACAAUUCUUUCCACUACGACAACCAAUCCUUCCACCACAACGCUUUCUAGUACUACAACCAAUCCUUCCACCACAACUCCAUCUAGUACUACAACCAAUCUUUCCACCACAACUCCACCAAGUACAACAAUCAAUCCUCCCACUACAACUCCCUCGAUUAGUACAACCAACCCUUCAACUUCAACUCCAUAUAGCACUACAGCUAAUCCUUCCACCACAACUCCACCUAGUACUACAAGCAAUCCUUCCACAACUCCUUCUGGUACUACAAUCAAUCCUUCCACCACAACGCAAUCUAGUACAUCAACCAUUCCUUCCACCACAACUCCCUCUAUUACAACAAUCAAUCCUUCCACAACAAUUCUUUCCACUACAACAACUAAUCCUUCCACCACAACGCUUUCUAGUACUACAACCAAUCCUUCCACCACAACUCCACCUAGUACUACAACCAAUCUUUCCACCACAACUCCACCAAGUACAACAAUCAAUCCUCCCACUACAACUCCUUUCAUUAGUACAAACAACCCUUCAACUUCAACUCCAUAUAGCACUACAACUAAUCCUUCCACCACAACUUCACCUAGUACUACAACCAAUCCUUCCACAACUCCUUCUGGUACUACAAUCAAUCCUUCCACCACAACGCAAUCUAGUACAUCAACCAUUCCAUCCACAACAACUCCCUCCAGUACAACAACUAAUCCUUCCACAACAAUUCUUUCCACUACGAUAACUAAUCCUUCCACCACAACGCUUUCUAGUACUACAACCAAUCCUUCCACCACAACUCCAUCUAGUACAACAACCAAUCUUUCCACCACAACUCCACCAAGCACAACAAUCAAUCAUCCCACUACAACUCCCUCAAUUAGUACAAUCAACUCUUCAACUUCAACUCCAUAUAGCACUACAACUAAUCCUUCCACCACAACUCCACCUAGAACUACAACCAAUCCUUCCACAACUCCUUCUGGUACUACAAUCAAUCCUUCCACCACAACGCAAUCUAGUACAUCAACCAUUCCUUCCACCACAACUCCCUCCAGCACAACAACCAAUCCUUCCACAACAAUUCUUUCCACUACGACAACCAAUCCUUCCACCACAACGCUUUCUAGUACUACAACCAAUCCUUCCACCACAACUCCAUCUAGUACUACAACCAAUCUUUCCACCACAACUCCACUAAGUACAACAAUCAAUCCUCCCACUACAACUCCCUCGAUUAAUACAACCAACCCUUCAACUUCAACUCCAUAUAGCACUACAGCUAAUCCUUCCACCACAACUCCACCUAGUACUACAAGCAAUCCUUCCACAACUCCUUCUGGUACUACAAUCAAUCCUUCCACCACAACGCAAUCUAGUACAUCAACCAUUCCUUCCACCACAACUCCCUCUAUUACAACAAUCAAUCCUUCCACAACAAUUCUUUCCACUACAACAACUAAUCCUUCCACCACAACGCUUUCUAGUACUACAACCAAUCCUUCCACCACAACUCCACCUAGUACUACAACCAAUCUUUCCACCACAACUCCACCAAGUACAACAAUCAAUCCUCCCACUACAACUCCUUUGAUUAGUACAAACAACCCUUCAACUUCAACUCCAUAUAGCACUACAACUAAUCCUUCCACCACAACUUCACCUAGUACUACAACCAAUCCUUCCACAACUCCUUCUGGUACUACAAUCAAUCCUUCCACCACAACGCAAUCUAGUACAUCAACCAUUCCAUCCACAACAACUCCCUCCAGUACAACAACCAAUCCUUCCACAACAAUUCUUUCCACUACGACAACUAAUCCUUCCACCACAACGCUUUCUAGUACUACAACCAAUCCUUCUACCACAACUCCACCUAGUACUACAACCAAUCUUUCCACCACAACUCCACCAAGUACAACAAUCAAUCCUCCCAUUACAACUCCCUCGAUUAGUACGACCAACCCUUCAACUUCAACUCCAUAUAGCACUACAGCUAAUCCUUCCACCACAACUCCACCUAGUACUACAAGCAAUCCUUCCACAACUCCUUCUGGUACUACAAUCAAUCCUUCCACCACAACGCAAUCUAGUACAUCAACCAUUCCUUCCACCACAACUCCCUCUAUUACAACAAUCAAUCCUUCCACAACAAUUCUUUCCACUACAACAACUAAUCCUUCCACCACAACGCUUUCUAGUACUACAACCAAUCCUUCCACCACAACUCCACCUAGUACUACAACCAAUCUUUCCACCACAACUCCACCAAGUACAACAAUCAAUCCUCCCACUACAACUCCUUUGAUUAGUACAACCAACCCUUCAACUUCAACUCCAUAUAGCACUACAACUAAUCCUUCCACCACAACUUCACCUAGUACUACAACCAAUCCUUCCACAACUCCUUCUGGUACUACAAUCAAUCCUUCCACCACAACGCAAUCUAGUACAUCAACCAUCCCUUCCACCACAACUCCCUCCAGUAUAACAACCAAUCCUUCCACAACAAUUCUUUCCACUACGACAACUAAUCCUUCCACCACAACGCUUUCUAGUACUACAACCAAUCCUUCCACCACAACUCCACCUAGUACUACAACCAAUCUUUCCACCACAACUCCACCAAGUACAACAAUCAAUCCUCCCACUACAACUCCCUCGAUUAGUACAACCAACCCUACAACUUCAACUCCAUACAGCACUACAACUAAUCCUUCCACCACAACUCCACCUAGAACUACAACCAAUCCUUCCACAACUCCUUCCGGUACUACAAUCAAUCCUUCCACCACAACGCAAUCUAGUACAUCAACCAUUCCUUCCACCACAACUCCCUCUAUUACAACAACCAAUCCUUCCACAACAAUUCUUUCCACUACGACAACUAAUCCUUCCACCACAACGCUUUCUAGUACUACAACCAAUCCUUCCACCACAACUCCACCUAGUACUACAAGCAAUCUUUCCACCACAACUCCACCAAGUACAACAAUCAAUCCUCCCACUACAACUCCCUCGAUUAGUACGACCAACCCUACAACUUCAACUCCAUACAGCACUACAACUAAUCCUUCCACCACAACUCCACCUAGUACUACAACCAAUCCUUCCACAACUUCUUCUGGUACUACAAACAAUCCUUCCAUCACAACGCAAUCUAGUACAUCAACCAUUCCUUCCACCACAACUCCCUUUAGUACAACAACCAAUCCUUCCACAACAAUUCUUUCCACUACGACAACCAAUCCUUCCACCACAACGCUUUCUAGUACUACAGCCAAUCCUUCCACCACAACUCCACCUAGUACUACAACCAAUCUUUCCACCACAAUUCCACCAAGUACGACAAUCAAUCCUCCCACUACAACUCCCUCAAUUAGCACAACCAACCCUACAACUUCAACUCCAUACAGCACUACAACUAAUCCUUCCACCACAACUCCACCUAGUACUACAACCAGCCCUUCCACAACUCCUUCCGGUACUACAAUCAAUCCUACCACCACAACGCAAUCUAGUACAUCAACCAUUCCUUCCACCACAACUCCCUCUAUUACAACAACCAAUCCUUCCACAACAAUUCUUUCCACUACGACAACUAAUCCUUCCACCACAACGCUUUCUAGUACUACAACCAAUCUUUCCACCACAACUCCACCUAGUACUACAAACAAUCUUUCCACCACAACUCCACCAAGUACAACAAUCAAUCCUCCUACUACAACUCCCUCGAUUAGUACAACCAACCCUACAACUUCAACUCCAUACAGCACUACAACUAAUCCUUCCACCACAACUCCACCUAGUACUACAACCAAUCCUUCCACAACUCCUUCCAGUACUACAAUCAAUCCUUCCACCACAACGCAAUCUAGUACAUCAACAAUUCCUUCCACCACAACUCCCUCUAGUACAACAACCAAUCCUUCCACAACAAUUCUUUCCACUUCGACAACCAAUCCUUCCACCACAACGCUUUCUAGUACUACAGCCAAUCCUUCCACCACAACUCCCCCUAGUACUACAACCAAUCUUUCCACCACAACUCCACCAAGUACAACAAUCAAUCCUCCCACUACAACUCCCUCGAUUAGUACAACCAACCCUACAACUUCAACUCCAUACAGCACUACAACUAAUCCUUCCACCACAACUCCACCUAGUACUACAACCAGUCCUUCCACAACUCCUUCCGGUACUACAAUCAAUCCUUCCACCACAACACAAUCUAGUACAUCAACCAUUCCUUCCACCACAACUCCCUCUAUUACAACAACCAAUCCUUCCACAACAAUUCUUUCCACUACGACAACUAAUCCUUCCACCACAACGCUUUCUAGUACAACAACCAAUCCUUCCACCACAACUCCAUCUAGUACUACAACCAAUCUUUCCACCACAACUCCACCAAGUACAACAAUCAAUCCUCCCACUACAACUCCCUCGAUUAGUACAACCAACCCUUCAACUUCAACUAAAUAUAGCACUACAACUAAUCCUUCAACCACAACUUCACCUAGUACUACAACCAAUCCUUCCACAACUCCUUCUGGUACUACAAUCAAUCCUUCCACCACAACGCAAUCUAGUACAUCAACCAUCCCUUCCACCACAACUCCCUCCAGUAUAACAACCAAUCCUACCACAACAAUUCUUUCCACUACGACAACUAAUCCUUCCACCACAACUCUUUCUAGUACUACAACCAAUCCUUCCACCACAACUCCACCUAGUACUACAACCAAUCUUUCCACCACAACUCCACCAAGUACAACAAUCAAUCCUCCCACUACAACUCCCUCGAUUAGUACAACCAACCCUACAACUUCAACUCCAUACAGCACUACAACUAAUCCUUCCACCACAACUCCACCUAGUACUACAACCAGUCCUUCCACAACUCCUUCCGGUACUACAAUCAAUCCUUCCACCACAACGCAAUCUAGUACAUCAACCAUUCCUUCCACCACAACUCCCUCUAUUACAACAACCAAUCCUUCCACAACAAUUCUUUCCACUACGACAACUAAUCCUUCCACCACAACGCUUUCUAGUACUACAACCAAUCCUUCCACCACAACUCCAUCUAGUACUACAACCAAUCUUUCCACCACAACUCCACCAAGUACAACAAUCAAUCCUCCCACUACAACUCCCUCGAUUAGUACAACCAACCCUUCAACUUCAACUAAAUAUAGCACUACAACUAAUCCUUCCACCACAACUUCACCUAGUACUACAACCAAUCCUUCCACAACUCCUUCUGGUACUACAAUCAAUCCUUCCACCACAACGCAAUCUAGUACAUCAACCAUCCCUUCCACCACAACUCCCUCCAGUAUAACAACCAAUCCUACCACAACAAUUCUUUCCACUACGACAACUAAUCCUUCCACCACAACUCUUUCUAGUACUACAGCCAAUCCUUCCACCACAACUCCACCUAGUACUACAAGCAAUCUUUCCACCACAACUCCACCAAGUACAACAAUCAAUCCUCCCACUACAACUCCCUCGAUUAGUACAACCAUCCCUACAACUUCAACUCCAUACAGCACUACAACUAAUCCUUCCACCACAACUCCACCUAGUACUACAACCAGACCUUCCACAACUCCUUCCGGUACUACAAUCAAUCCUUCCACCACAACGCAAUCUAGUACAUCAACCAUUCCUUCCACCACAACUCCCUCUAUUACAACAACCAAUCCUUCCACAACAAUUCUUUCCACUACGACAACUAAUCCUUCCACCACAACGCUUUCUAGUACUACAACCAAUCCUUCCACCACAACUCCAUCUAGUACUACAACCAAUCUUUCCACCACAACUCCACCAAGUACAACAAUCAAUCCUCCCACUACAACUCCCUCGAUUAGUACAACCAACCCUUCAACUUCAACUAAAUAUAGCACUACAACUAAUCCUUCCACCACAACUUCACCUAGUACUACAACCAAUCCUUCCACAACUCCUUCUGGUACUACAAUCAAUCCUUCCACCACAACGCAAUCUAGUACAUCAACCAUCCCUUCCACCACAACUCCCUCCAGUAUAACAACCAAUCCUACCACAACAAUUCUUUCCACUACGAGAACUAAUCCUUCCACCACAACUCUUUCUAGUACUACAACCAAUCCUUCCACCACAACUCCACCUAGUACUACAACCAAUCUUUCCACCACAACUCCACCAAGUACAACAAUCAAUCCUCCCACUACAACUCCCUCAAUUAGUACAACCAACCCUACAACUUCAACUCCAUACAGCACUACAACUAAUCCUUCCACCACAACUCCACCUAGUACUACAACCAGUCCUUCCACAACUCCUUCCGGUACUACAAUCAAUCCUUCCACCACAACGCAAUCUAGUACAUCAACCAUUCCUUCCACCACAACUCCCUCUAGUACAACAACCAAUCCUUCCACAACAAUUCUUUCCACUACGACAACUAAUCCUUCCACCACAACGCUUUCUAGUACUACAACCAAUCCUUCCACCACAACUCCACCUAGUACUACAACCAAUCUUUCCACCACAACUCCACCAAGUACAACAAUCAAUCCUCCCACUACAACUCCCUCGAUUAGUACAACCAACCCUACAACUUCAACUCCAUACAGCACUACAACUAAUCCUUCCACCACAACUCCACCUAGUACUACAACCAAUCUUUCCACAACUCUUUCCAGUACUACAAUCAAUCCUUCCACCACAACACAAUCUAGUACAUCAACAAUUCCUUCCACCACAACUCCCUCUAGUACAACAACCAAUCCUUCCACAACAAUUCUUUCCACUUCGACAACCAAUCCUUCCACCACAACGCUUUCUAGUACUACAGCCAAUCCUUCCACCACAACUCCACCUAGUACUACAACCAAUCUUUCCACCACAACUCCACCAAGUACAACAAUCAAUCCUCCCACUACAACUCCCUCGAUUAGUACAACCAACCCUACAACUUCAACUCCAUACAGCACUACAACUAAUCCUUCCACCACAACUUCACCUAGUACUACAACCAAUCCUUCCACAACUCCUUCCGGUACUACAAUCAAUCCUUCCACCACAACGCAAUCUAGUACAUCAACCAUUCCUUCCACCACAACUCCCUCUAUUACAACAACCAAUCCUUCCACAACAAUUCUUUCCACUACGACAACUAAUCCUUCCACCACAACGCUUUCUAGUACAACAACCAAUCCUUCCAUCACAACUCCAUCUAGUACUACAACCAAUCUUUCCACCACAACUCCACCAAGAACAACAAUCAAUCCUCCCACUACAACUCCCUCAAUUAGUACAACCAACCCUACAACUUCAACUCCAUACAGCACUACAACUAAUCCUUCCACCACAACUCCACCUAGUACUACAACCAGUUCUUCCACAACUCCUUCCGGUACUACAAUCAAUCCUUCCACCACAACGCAAUCUAGUACAUCAACCAUCCCUUCCACCACAACUCCCUUCAGUAUAACAACCAAUCCUACCACAACAAUUCUUUCCACUACGACAACUAAUCCUUCCACCACAACUCUUUCUAGUACUACAACCAUUCCUUCCACCACAACUCCAACUAGUACUACAAGCAAUCUUUCCACCACAACUCCACCAAGUACAACAAUCAAUCCUCCCACUACAACUCCCUCGAUUAGUACAACCAACCCUACAACUUCAACUCCAUACAGCACUACAAUUAAUCCUUCCACCACAACUUCACCUAGUACUACAACCAAUCCUUCCACAACUCCUUCCGGUACUACAAUCAAUCCUUCCACCACAACGCAAUCUAGUACAUCAACCAUUCCUUCCACCACAACUCCCUCCAGUACAACAACCAAUCCUUCCACAACAAUUCUUUCCACUACGACAACUAAUCCUUCCACCACAACGCUUUCUAGUACUACAACCAAUCCUUCCACCACAACUCCACCUAGUACUACAAACAAUCUUUCCACCACAACUCCACCAAGUACAACAAUCAAUCCUCCCACUACAACUCCCUCGAUUAGUACAACCAACCCUUCAACUUCAACUCCAUAUAGCACUACAACUAAUCCUUCCACCACAACUCCACCUAGUACUACAACCAAUCCUUCCACAACUCCUUCUGGUACUACAAUCAAUCCUUCCACCACAACGCAAUCUAGUACAUCAACCAUUCCUUCCACCACAACUCCCUUUAGUACAACAACCAAUCCUUCCACAACAAUUCUUUCCACUACGACAACCAAUCCUUCCACCACAACGCUUUCUAGUACUACAACCAAUCCUUCCACCACAACUCCACCUAGUACUACAACCAAUCUUUCCACCACAACUCCACCAAGUACAACAAUCAAUCCUCCCACUACAACUCCCUCGAUUAGUACAACCAACCCUACAACUUCAACUCCAUACAGCACUACAACUAAUCCUUCCACCACAACUCCACCUAGUACUACAACCAAUCCUUCCACAACUCCUUCCGGUACUACAAUCAAUCCUUCCACCACAACGCAAUCUAGUACAUCAACCAUUCCUUCCACCACAACUCCCUCUAUUACAACAACCAAUCCUUCCACAACAAUUCUUUCCACUACGACAACUAAUCCUUCCACCACAACGCUUUCUAGUACUACAACCAAUCCUUCCACCACAACUCCACCUAGUACUACAACCAAUCUUUCCACCACAACUCCACCAAUACAACCAACCCUUCAACUUCAACUUCCAUAUAGCACUACAACUAAUCCUUCCACCACAACUCCACCUAGUACUACAACCAAUCCUUCCACAACUCCUUCUGGUACUACAAUCAAUCCUUCCACCACAACGCAAUCUAGUACAUCAACAAUUCCUUCCACCACAACUCCCUCUAGUACAACAACCAAUCCUUCCACAACAAUUCUUUCCACUACGACAACUAAUCCUUCCACCACAACGCUUUCUAGUACUACAACCAAUCCUUCCACCACAACUCCACCUAGUACUACAACCAAUCUUUCCACCACAACUCCACCAAGUACAACAAUCAAUCCUCCCACUACAACUCCCUCGAUUAGUACAACCAACCCUACAACUUCAACUCCAUACAGCACUACAACUAAUCCUUCCACCACAACUCCACCUAGUACUACAACCAGUCCUUCCACAACUCCUUCCGGUACUACAAUCAAUCCUUCCACCACAACGCAAUCUAGUACAUCAACCAUUCCUUCCACCACAACUCCCUCUAGUACAACAACCAAUCCUUCCACAACAAUUCUUUCCACUACGACAACUAAUCCUUCCACCACAACGCUUUCUAGUACAACAACCAAUCCUUCCACCACAACUCCACCUAGUACUACAACCAAUCUUUCCACCACAACUCCACCAAGUACAACAAUCAAUCCUCCCACUACAACUCCCUCGAUUAGUACAACCAACCCUACAACUUCAACUCCAUACAGCACUACAACUAAUCCUUCCACCACAACUCCACCUAGUACUACAACCAAUCCUUCCACAACUUCUUCCGGUACUACAAUCAAUCCUUCCACCACAACACAAUCUAGUACAUCAACCAUUCCUUCCACCACAACUCCCUCCAGUACAACAACCAAUCCUUCCACAACAAUUCUUUCCACUACGACAACUAUUCCUUCCACCACAACGCUUUCUAGUACUACAACCAAUCCUUCCACCACAACUACACCUAGUACUACAAACAAUCUUUCCACCACAACUCCACCAAGUACAACAAUCAAUUUUCCCACUACAACUCCCUCGAUUAGUACAACCAACCCUUCAACUUCAACUCCAUAUAGCUCUACAACUAAUCCUUCCACCACAACUCCGCCUAGUACUACAACCAAUCCUUCCACAACUUCUUCUGGUACUACAAACAAUCCUUCCACCACAACGCAAUCUAGUACAUCAACCAUUCCUUCCACCACAACUCCCUUUAGUACAACAACCAAUCCUUCCACCACAACGCUUUCUAGUACUACAGCCAAUCCUUCCACCACAACUCCACCUAGUACUACAACCAAUCUUUCCACCACAACUCCACCAAGUACAACAAUCAAUCCUCCCACUACAACUCCCUUGAUUAGUACAACCAACCCUUCAACUUCAACUCCAUAUAGCACUACAACUAAUCCUUCCACCACAACUCCAACUAGUACUACAACCAAUCCUUCCACAACUCCUUCUGGUACUACAAUCAAUCCUUCCACCACAACGCAAUCUAGUACAUCAACCAUUCCUUCCACCACAACUCCCUCUAGUACAACAACCAAUCCUUCCACAACAAUUCUUUCCACUUCGACAACCAAUCCUUCCACCACAACGCUUUCUAGUACUACAAUCAAUCCUUCCACCACAACUCCACCUAGUACUACAACCAAUCUUUCCACCACAACUCCACCAAGUACAACCAUCAAUCCUCCCACUACAACUCCCUCAAUUAGUACAACCAACCCUUCAACUUCAACUCCAUAUAGCACUACAAGUAAUCCUUCCACCACAACUAAACCUAGUACUACAACCAAUCCUUCCACAACUCCUUCUGGUACUACAAUCAAUCCUUCCACCACAACGCAAUCUAGUACAUCAACCAUUCCUUCCACAACAACUCCCUCUAGUACAACAACCAAUCCUUCCACAACAAUUCUUUCAACUACAACAACUAAUCCUUCCACCACAACGCUUUCUAGUACUACAACCAAUCCUUCCACCACAUCUCCACCUAGUACUACAACCAAUCUUUCCACCACAACUCCACCAAGUACAACAAUCAAUCCUCCCACUACAACUCCCUCGAUUAGUACAACCAACCCUUCAACUUCAACUCCAUAUAGCACUACAACUAAUCCUUCCACCACAACUCCACCUAGUACUACAACCAAUCCUUCCACAACUCCUUCUGUUACUACAAUCAAUCCUUCCACCACAACGCAAUCUAGUACAUCAACCAUUCCUUCCACCACAACUCCUUCCAGUACAACAAUCAAUCCUUCCACAACAAUUCUUUCCACUACGACAACUAAUCCUUCCACCACAACGCUUUCUAGUACUACAACCAAUCCUUCCACCACAACUCCACCUAGUACUACAACCAAUCUUUCCACCACAACUCCACCAAGUACAACAAUCAAUCCUCCCACUACAACUCCCUCGAUUAGUACAACCAACCCUUCAACUUCAACUUCAUAUAGCACUACAACUAAUCCUUCCACCGCAACUCAACCUAGUACUACAACCAAUCCUUCCACAACUCCUUCUGGUACUACAAUCAAUCCUUCCACCACUACGCAAUCUAGUUCAUCAACCAUUCCUUCCACCACAACUGCCUCCAGUACAACAACCAAUCCUUCCACAACAAUUCUUUCCACUACGACAACUAAUCCUUCCACAACAACUCUUUCCAGUACUACAACCAAUCCUUCCACCAGAACGCCAUCUAUUACUACAACCAAUCUUUCCACCACAACUCCACCUAGUACUACAUACAAUCCUUCCACGACAACACCACUUGGCACUACAACCAAUCCUUCCACCACAACUCCAACUGUUACUACAACCAAUCCUUCCACCAUAACACCACUUAGCACUACAACCAAUCCUUCCACAACGACUCCACCUAGUACUACAACCUUUACUUCCACUGCAGCUCCCUCGAGUACUACAAACAACCCUUCCACUACAACUCUUCUUAGCACUACAACAAAUCUUUCCAACACAACUCCACCUAGUACUACAACCAUUUCUUCCACCACAACUCUCUCGAGUACUACAACUAACCCUUCCACAACUCCACUUAGCACUACAACCAAUCCUUCCACCACAACUCCUCUUACCACUACAACCAAUCCUUCCGCAACAACUCCCCUUACUAGUAUAAACAGUGUUUCCACCACAACGCCAUCUAGUACUACAACCAAUCCUUCCACCACAGCUUCACCAAGUACAACAAACAAUCCUUCCACAACACCACUUAGCACUACAACUAAUCCCUCCACCACAACUACACCUACUACUACAACCAUUUCUUCCACCACAAUUCGCUGGAGUACUACAACCAAUCCUUACACUACAACUCCGCUUAGCACUACAACCAAUCUUUCCACUACAACUCCACCUAGAACUACAACCAUUGCUUCCACCACAACUCCCUCGAGUACAAUAACCAAUCCUUCCACCACAACUCCACUAAGUACAACCAAUCCUCCCAUUACAACUCCACUUAGUACUACAACCAAUCCUUCAACAACAACUCCCUCUAGUACUACAAAUACUCCGUCCACCACAACUCCUUUCAUUACUACAAGCAAUUUUUCCACCCCAACCUCCCUAAGUACUUCAACUAAUCUUUCUACAUCAGCUCCUUUCAGUUCUUCAACCAAUCCUUCCACAACUCCAUCUUCAAUCAAUCCUUCCAUCACAACUCAAUCCCACCACGUCUACAUCAAUCACCGAAUCUUCUUCCUCCCCUACAACACCAGUUAG